CUGGGGGUUGGAAGGGUUGGAGGAGGAAUAGGUUUUAGGUAAUUCUAAAUUCCAGGAACAGAAAUCUGCUGCCUGAAGUGAAGAUCAUAGGACUUGUGAGUUAGAAGGGAAGUGGCAGCUAGGUGACUCAGUAGAUAAGAGUACCAGACCUAGAGAUUGGAGGCUUUGGGUUCAAAUUUAGGUAUGUAACCCUGGGCAAAUCACUUAACCCCAAUAGCCUUGCUCUUACCAUUCUUCUGCCUUGGAAUUGAUCCUUAGUAGCAAUUCUAAGAUAGAAGGUAAGAGUUAAAUAAAAAAGGUAAAAGGGACCUUAUAGAUCAUCUAGGCCAAUUCCUCUAUUUUAUAAAGAAACCAGGAAGAAAAAUGACUUUCUAGAAUCACCCAGGAAGCAAAUGGCAGAGAUAAAGAUUUGAACCCAGGUCUCGUGACUAAAUCCAGAGUACUUUCCAUUACACUAAACCCAAACUAAGAGAGAGAAUUAGUCCUCUGACCACAGUACAACAAAACUUUGCUUCAUUUAAGUCUCAGCUUCCUUCUGAAGGGGGAAUCCCUUGGGUAGGUGGGGCUGGGGCCCUUUCCUCCUGGCAGCUUCCAGUACAUGCAACAAGUGUGGGCACUAAAAGAAGAAGAAGAAAUGACUGAGUUUUGGGGGGUACAGAACAGAGACAGGGAGUGGGUGGGGUUAGGGGUACUCAGACCAGUAAACAAGAUUCCUUAAGAGGGCCCUCAGGAACACUGAUCACCUGGGUCCAUGGAGGGAGAUUUUUGUCGUGCUAUUUCAGUGUUGUUUGUCUCUGGUGACUUCAUGUAAGAACUUUUCUCUGGAAACAGGAAGUCAAUUGCUUGCCAAGUUCAGCACAGGGAGUAACAGGCCAUGUUCCAACAAACCCCAGUCCUAGCCAUAACCCCAGAGCUUCAGCCAGUUUACUGCUUCCAAGUCCUGACCUCCCUCCCCCUUCAUCCAUGUGGUUAAUUUCUCCCCACCUAAUCUUUUCCCCUAACCCAUAAAAGCUGUUUUUUCAUUGCUCAAACAAGGGAUUCCAUCCAUCCACAAAACUAUUCCCCAUCUCUAAGUCUCCCUCCCCCAACUCUGGGACUGCCCCCACCUCGUUUCAUUCCCCGUAGGUUCAUUCCCCUGUUGGUUGUAAUGUGUCAGCAGCCAUGCUUUCUUUGCCUGGGAGACUGGAACCCAUUCUUUCUACUCCUGGGCUUGUGAAGGGGGUGGGGGUGGGGUAUUUUAAGAUUAGGAGAAGGUCCAACUUUGGGGGCACCUGAGAAAUAGGACUAUAUCUUCUUUCCUCCUCCCUCUUUUUUUCAAGUUCCCUUUUACUUUUCCUUUACGUAACUUUCUUCCUCCUUUCUCUCUCUCCUCCCACCCCCCUUCACUCAGUCACCCUUGGUUGUGAUACACAGCUGCUGGAAGGGUCCCUAGGCUAGUCAUGUCUCCUUUGCUAUCUCCCAGGGCCCUCCCUGGGCAAAUAGGGGGUCCAAGGCAGGACCCAGCACUUUCGGUUUCCCUUUGGUUGAGUUGGGGGACAGCCUUAGGGGUGGCAGCUUGUGCAGUGGCACUACUAACUCAGCAAGCAGAGCUCCAGACCCUGAGGGGAGAGGUGGCCCAGCUGAAAGGGAAUGGAGGGUCUCACCAGAAGGGACAUAGGCAACCCUUGCUCUUCCCCCAGAAGCAGCAGGACACUGAUGAACUGGAAGCUUUGAAGCAUGAGGAAAUAUCUCGAAGGAAGAGAGCAGUCAUCAUCCAAGAACAUCGGCACAAGAGGAAACAUUCAGUUCUGCACCUUAUUCCCAUUAACAGUACCUCCAGAGAGGAUUCUGAUGUGACAGAGAUAAUAUGGGAGCCUGCACUGAGGCAUGGUGGAGGUCUGGAACCACAAGGACAUGUUGUUGGAGUCCGUGAAACUGGAAUGUAUCUCCUGUACAGCCAGGUGCUGUUUCAUGAUGUAACUUUCACCAUGGGUCAGGUGGUGUAUCGAGAGGGCCAAGGAAAAGAGAUCUUAUCCCGAUGUGUCUGUAGCAUGCCCUCUGACCUCCACCAGGCCUAUAACAGCUGCUACACUGCAGGUGUAUUCCAGCUAUACCAAGGGGACAUUUUGAAUCUCAUAGUUCCUCGGGCAGGAGCCAAACUUGAUCUUACUCCCCAUGGUACUUUCUUGGGUCUGGUGAAACUUUGAGCAUAGAGAAAAGGGGUGGACAUAUAUAUGCUAGACAGCCAAAGGGUAGACUGGACAGAGGCUGGUACUUUAGAACAUAGAUUAAUUCCUGGUUUUGAAAUAAUUCUCUUUUCCCUUUUCCUUCUAUUCUUCAUUCUUUUCUCCCCACUCCUAUAGUCAAAAUGGGGUUGAAUGAUAAGAGACCUUAUUUUUUCCUUAUCACCAUCUGGACCCUAAUUCUUAAGAGCAGCCUACUUUCCAACUUAUCAUAUAUUACUGGAAUUCUUCCAUAAUAGCAGUACCAUCUAGUGGCAAGUUAGAGACAUUACCUCUCAGUUCAUUUUAACUCCACAAUGCUAAAAUAUUAACUAUAUUCACAGUAUCCCAUAUUUCAAAAUUCCUCACUUCAGUCCAUUUUUAUAUAUUCUAUAAUGCCUUAUUUCCACUCCAUAUUUCAUCAUCUUUAUUAUAAAUGCAUUUAUUAAGCAGUCACACCUUUUGUAUCUGUUUUCUCAGUUAUAAAAUGAAAUAACUGAAUCGGAUGUCUAAAUCUGUGAUCCUAAGAUCUAUUUGCAUAAUACACUUGGAUGAUGUCAGAGAAUUAUAGAUUUUAGAGCUGUAAAAUUUUACAAACGAAGAAACUUAAAUCCAAAGACAAGGUAACCCACUCAAGGUUACAUAGAACUAAAUAGUAUUCCCCUUUUAUCUUUCAAUUUUGCAGUCCUAGUUUUUGGUAAUUCAUUUACUAUUUUGUUUUUGUUAACCCUUACCUUCUGUCUUAGAAUUAAUACUGUGUAUUGAUUCCAAGGCAGAAGAAUGGUAAGGGCUAGGCAAUGGGGGUUAAGUGACUUGCCCAGGGUCACACAGCUAGGCAGUAUGAGGCUAGAUUUGAACCUAAGACCUCUGGUCUCUAGGUCUGGCACUUAUUUCACUGGGCCUGGCUCUCAAUUCAUUGACCAUCCAGUUGCCCCAUAUUGUCUCUAUUGCUCUUCUGGCAUGAUGUGCCAUCCAUAUUCUUAAACCAGAUUUUACCUGACACCUGAAGACAACUGAGUGGACUUCACACCAUAGUCUCAAGUCUUAUCUGGGCUCCACAGCCCUUCCCUGAUGAACUCUUUUUCUGUUUAUCUAUAAUUCAGCCUGAAUAUGUAUCAAAUAAAAGUAUCAUUUCUCCCAGUGCA
Molecule: messenger RNA, 3346 nt
Organism: Monodelphis domestica (gray short-tailed opossum)
Lineage: Eukaryota; Metazoa; Chordata; Mammalia; Didelphimorphia; Didelphidae
Source: RefSeq, a predicted model, not a curated record